Molecule: messenger RNA, 210 nt
Organism: Strongylus vulgaris
Lineage: Eukaryota; Metazoa; Nematoda; Chromadorea; Rhabditida; Strongylidae
Source: the annotation of a GenBank genome assembly
AUGCUACGCAUUUUUUUUCUAAUUGGUGCGAGUUUGGCACUGUUGGUCCUCAGCGGUAAUCCUGUACUCAACCAGAAGAAAGCAACUGAAGAGCGGAUGAAACACUUGAUGGACAUGAAGUAUUUGAUUCCGCCAAAGGACAGUGAACGCAUUGAGAUAAAAUUGAACAAGGAUGAAGAGUUACCGGAGAAGUAUGUUGAACUACAUUAG